AUGGAAAUGAAGAAUACCUGGAAACACCUGACCUUGUGUAACAAAAUUUUUAAGGCUGCUCUUGCAGUAGGGGAAAGAUAUUGUGAGACAUUUUUCAACAUUGUGGAGCAGUCACAGAGGGUUUCACUUUUUAAAGGCUCCACCUUGAAUAUGAGUUGGAGUGGUGGGAAGAAGAGUGAUGCUGGACUUCCAAGACCAGAUCAGGUGUUGUUUCUUACUUGGGAGCCAGAGGAAGCAAAAAGGCGAGGGCAAUUUGGAGCGGAACGUUAUGAAAAGGAAGAGUUUCAGAAACGCGUCUAUGAAAACUUCCAGUUGCUGAAGGAUGACGUGUGGAAGGUUAUUGAUGCAAAGAAGAGUGUUGAAGAUUUACAGGAAGUUUUAAAGAUGAGGCAUUAA
Messenger RNA from Penaeus monodon (black tiger shrimp), 396 nucleotides. RefSeq names its product thymidylate kinase-like. Gene Ontology annotation, cellular component: cytoplasm; nucleus; cytosol. Gene Ontology annotation, biological process: dTTP biosynthetic process; dTDP biosynthetic process; dUDP biosynthetic process. The coding region runs from base 1 to 396 and encodes 131 amino acids. Lineage: Eukaryota; Metazoa; Arthropoda; Malacostraca; Decapoda; Penaeidae. The record is from RefSeq and is a predicted model, not a curated record. The transcript is spliced from 4 exons. Gene Ontology annotation, molecular function: dTMP kinase activity.